AUGGCUCAACACUUCCACAUCGCUCAGCUCACCCCUCAUAAACCCAAUAAGGAGUCGAGUAGUCCUUCGACCAUCCUGCAACUCGCCCAACGGCUACUCCCCUCAUCUGCCGCUACCAAAGAGUUGGAGGAUGGUCUAAACCCGAAAGACCCGGGACAGAGCAAUGUCCAUGAAGUUGUGAGUCCAGAGAAAAAGGAACCAUCUACAGCAGGUGGACUUCCAACCCAGAAGAAAGUGAUCGUAGUCGGUGCCGGCAUCGCCGGUCUUCGUGCUGCCUCCGUCUUGAGAACCCACGGAGUCCACGUCGUGGUCCUCGAAGCCCGGUCCGACCGGAUCGGCGGACGGAUUUACACGAGCAGGAAAGCUGGGCACGCUCCCAGAGACAUUGGAGCCGCCUGGAUGCACGAAACUGCCAACAACAAAUUGGUCCGUCUGAUCCGUGAGCUCAAAAUUGAACAUUACUAUGACGACGGUACUCCUCUCUACUAUGCCAAAGACGGCCGUCUCGGAUCCCAAUUUAAGGCCAAGAAAGUCGCCGACGAGUUUGCCGACUUCUGCGAAUGGUACUAUGACGAGAAUCCAGACGCCGAGGACAAGCCCGCCUUGACUUUCAUCAAGGAAUGGCUCAGUACCCAUCCUCUCGUCAGCGAGGAUGAACGCCUCUGGGCUCCUCAGGCCGCUCGGGAGGUCGAACCCUGGAUAGGUACCAGUCUCGAACAAGCCUCGUCGAAACAUCUUGCCUACUUCGCAACUGAGCGAAACCUCUAUAUGAAAGGAGGCUACGACACCAUCGUCAACUGGGCAGCCUCGAACCUCCGUGACCCCGAGACUAUCCGACUUGGCCACAAGGUCACUCAGAUUGAGUGGAAUGAAGACGAACGCCAACCGUGCACAGUGCAUGUGACCACUUUGGACGGCAACUCUACCACACUCGUUGCAGAUGCUAUCGUGUGUACCCUUCCCCUUGGUGUCCUGAAACACAAGCUUGUCGACUUCAGUCCUUCUCUCCCACCACAACUCUCGCUCGGUAUCGACCGACUGGGAUAUGGUGCCCUCGGCAAGAUUUUCGUCGAGUUUGAAACAGUCUUUUGGUCGAAAGACAAUGAUCAAUUCAUCUAUUAUCCCGAGCCGGCAGACACUUUCGACCCUGAUUCAAUCCUUUCGUACAUGACAGUCACUAGUAACAACUGGAUCAUGAGUGGCACCACAGAACUGUCUGUUCAGAUCGUGGAGCCACUCACCCAGCGAAUCGAGUCCAUGACCUCGGAAGCUGACAUUUUCGCCUUUUUCGAGCCUCUCUUUAAGCUCUUCCGUACCGAGCCAUACAAGAAACUUCCUCCAGUUGUGAAUCUGGAAACGACACACUGGACACAGGACCCUCUGGCUGGCUACGGUACUUACACUGCUGACAAAACCGGUGACGACCCGGAAAUUUGGUUUGACGCCAUCGAUGGCAACAAGGGAAGCAAGCUUCAGUUCGCUGGUGAGCACUGUGCACGGCUCGGAAACGGAUGUGUGCAUGGUGCUUUUGCCACCGGUGAAACUGCCGCGGUCAACAUCAUGACGUCGAUGGGGAUCUCCUACGAUGGUGGAGAUCUCUAUAGUAGACUUACUGGGAAGAGAAGAUCACCCAGACACUGA
This is a messenger RNA of Cladophialophora yegresii CBS 114405, 1641 nucleotides long. RefSeq lists its product as uncharacterized. The record is from RefSeq and is a predicted model, not a curated record. Gene Ontology annotation, molecular function: oxidoreductase activity. The coding region runs from base 1 to 1641 and encodes 546 amino acids. Lineage: Eukaryota; Fungi; Ascomycota; Eurotiomycetes; Chaetothyriales; Herpotrichiellaceae. The transcript is spliced from 2 exons.